This is a messenger RNA of Entelurus aequoreus (snake pipefish), 6263 nucleotides long. RefSeq names its product platelet endothelial aggregation receptor 1-like. Bases 173 to 4270 code for a protein of 1365 amino acids. The record is from RefSeq and is a predicted model, not a curated record. The transcript has 31 exons. Gene Ontology annotation, molecular function: protein binding. Gene Ontology annotation, cellular component: membrane. NCBI's taxonomy places the organism in Eukaryota, Metazoa, Chordata, Actinopteri, Syngnathiformes, Syngnathidae.
ACAACCUCCAAACUACUUUGUGCAACAAGAUCCAUGCAAACCUUUUGUAACUACUAAUCAAUAAAAGUUUGUUCUUUCGUUUUCUGUUUUUGGUGGGACUCUUUGGAAAGAGUUUGGACUGCGGGACCACCAGGAGACCACCAGCGGGACUUCUCUGCUGCAGGCAAGGACCAUGCUGACUGUGCACAACGUCCUGCUUCUGCUCUUCUUCUUGCUCAGCCUGGCCUGCUCCCUCAACCCCAGAGACCCCAAUGUGUGCAGCCUGUGGGAGAGCUUCACCACCUCAGUCAAGGAGUCGUACUCGCAUCCUUACGACCAUGUGACCGAGGAGCCCUGCUCGGACCCUGGGACCAACUACAGAUGCCCGCGUCACAGGAUCACCUACAAGAGCGCAUACAGGCAGGCGGUGAAGACCGACUACCGCAAGCGCUACCAGUGCUGCCCGGGCUACUACGAGAGCGCCAACACAUGUGUUGCUCGCUGCACCAAGGAGUGCGUCCACGGCCGCUGCGUGGCUCCAGACCGAUGUCAGUGCGAGGGAGGCUGGCGAGGCCACGACUGUUCAAGCGCCUGUGGCGACAAGCAGUGGGGUCCACGCUGCGGUCAGCAGUGCAAGUGCAAGAACGGCGCCCUGUGCGAUCCGGGCAAGGGGGCGUGUCAGUGCCCGCCGGGCUACAUCGGACGCUACUGCGAGGAAGCCUGUCCCGCCGGCACCUUCGGCAAGAACUGUGUGCAGAAGUGCAAGUGUGGGACGGGAGGAAGGUGCGAUAAAGCCAGCGGGGAGUGCUCGUGCCGCGACACUUUCACCGGCACCUUUUGUGAGAAGGUGUGCUCCAGGAAGUGUCCAGCGCGAUGUCCCUGUCAGCAUGGAGGCAUCUGCAGGGGCAAAGGGGUGUGUGCAUGUCCUCCUGGAUGGACGGGUUCCGUCUGCACGGAGUUUUGUCCUGAGGGACGCUACGGAGCCAACUGUGCCCAGGAAUGUGUCUGCCACAAUGGAGGCAAAUGUCACCCUGAGACUGGACACUGCAAAUGUGCCAAAGGUUUUACUGGGAACAGGUGCAGCGAGGAGUGUGCGGUGGGCAGGUACGGCCAGGACUGCCAGGGCGUGUGCGACUGUGCUAACGGCGCUCGCUGCUACAACAUCGACGGAGGCUGCCUGUGCGAGCCCGGCUUCAGCGGCCCCAACUGCCAGGACAGGAUGUGCACUCACGGCAAAUACGGCAUGCACUGUGAGCGCACCUGUCUCUGCCAGGACCAGCACACACUCAGGACCAUGCUGACUGUGCACAACGUCCUGCUUCUGCUCUUCUUCUUGCUAAGCCUGGCCUGCUCCCUCAACCCCAGAGACCCCAAUGUGUGCAGCCUGUGGGAGAGCUUCACCACCUCAGUCAAGGAGUCGUACUCGCAUCCUUACGACCAUGUGACCGAGGAGCCCUGCUCGGACCCUGGGACCAACUACAGAUGCCCGCGUCACAGGAUCACCUACAAGAGCGCAUACAGGCAGGCGGUGAAGACCGACUACCGCAAGCGCUACCAGUGCUGCCCGGGCUACUACGAGAGCGCCAACACAUGUGUUGCUCGCUGCACCAAGGAGUGCGUCCACGGCCGCUGCGUGGCUCCAGACCGAUGUCAGUGCGAGGGAGGCUGGCGAGGCCACGACUGUUCAAGCGCCUGUGGCGACAAGCAGUGGGGUCCACGCUGCGGUCAGCAGUGCAAGUGCAAGAACGGCGCCCUGUGCGAUCCGGGCAAGGGGGCGUGUCAGUGCCCGCCGGGCUACAUCGGACGCUACUGCGAGGAAGCCUGUCCCGCCGGCACCUUCGGCAAGAACUGUGUGCAGAAGUGCAAGUGUGGGACGGGAGGAAGGUGCGAUAAAGCCAGCGGGGAGUGCUCGUGCCGCGACACUUUCACCGGCACCUUUUGUGAGAAGGUGUGCUCCAGGAAGUGUCCAGCGCGAUGUCCCUGUCAGCAUGGAGGCAUCUGCAGGGGCAAAGGGGUGUGUGCAUGUCCUCCUGGAUGGACGGGUUCCGUCUGCACGGAGUUUUGUCCUGAGGGACGCUACGGAGCCAACUGUGCCCAGGAAUGUGUCUGCCACAAUGGAGGAAAAUGUCACCCUGAGACUGGACACUGCAAAUGUGCCAAAGGUUUUACUGGGAACAGGUGCAGCGAGGAGUGUGCGGUGGGCAGGUACGGCCAGGACUGCCAGGGCGUGUGCGACUGUGCUAACGGCGCUCGCUGCUACAACAUCGACGGAGGCUGCCUGUGCGAGCCCGGCUUCAGCGGCCCCAACUGCCAGGACAGGAUGUGCACUCACGGCAAAUACGGCAUGCACUGCGAGCGCACCUGUCUCUGCCAGGACCAGCACACACUCAGCUGCCACCCGAUGAAAGGCGAGUGCACGUGCCAAGCAGGCUGGGCGGGGCUAUACUGCAACGAAACCUGCGCCCACGGUUUCUAUGGCAACGGCUGCCAAGAGCCUUGCCUGUGUGUCAAUGGCGGCGUGUGCGAUGGCGCCAGCGGACGAUGCCAGUGUACACCUGGAUAUAUGGAUGUUCACUGCCAGACUUCUUGUAAAAGUGGCACCUUCGGCAAAAACUGCUCUCUGGAAUGUUCCUGUAAGAACUUUGUGGACUGCUCACCCAUUGAUGGGGCGUGUUUCUGCAAAGAAGGCUGGCGAGGACCAGACUGCUCGCUCCCCUGCUCGGAGGGCACAUGGGGCCCCGGCUGCAACGCCACCUGUCAGUGUGCCAACGGGGCCAAAUGCAGGCCGACGGAUGGAUGGUGCACCUGCACAGCCGGCUGGCAGGGGGCGCACUGCGAGCAGUCAUGCCCGGUGGGUUGGUUUGGGCCCGGCUGCCUGAAGAGGUGCGACUGUGUCCACGCCGACGCUUGCCAAGCCACCACGGGGAAGUGCCAGUGCCUGCCAGGCUGGUGGGGCCCGCGCUGCAGUCAGCCAUGCUCAGAGGGCCUGUGGGGGCGCCACUGCAACCACACCUGUUCCAAGCACUGUCCCAACAGCGACAGGUGUGUGCGGGAAACAGGAGCGUGCGUGUGCGGUCCAGGCUACUGGGGGGUCAGCUGUCAGAACAAGUGCAGAGCCGGCACGUACGGCCAGCAGUGCAGCUCGUCCUGCCCGUCCUGCGGUGGGUCCUACCGCUGCCACCAUGUGAGCGGAGAGUGCGACUGCCUUGCCGGGUACACGGGCCACGACUGCCAUCAAGUUUGUCCACCUGGCUACUACGGCAAGCAGUGUUCCCAGGUGUGCCCGCGCUGCGCCAACAACGCCACCACGUGCCACCACACAGACGGGCAGUGCCAGUGUCUGCCUGGCUGGACGGCCCCCGACUGCUCCAUACCUUGCAGUCCAGGGCGCUUUGGCACCUUCUGUUCUCAGACCUGCUCCUGUGCCGCCAACUUCCUGUGCCACCAGGUCACGGGGGACUGUCAACAAGACCCUCCAGAGCCAGGCAGCGUUAUGGUUCCUCUCCCUCCCGGCGAGAGGGAGUCGUGGGCGGCCAUCAGCGGCGUGGUGGCGCUGGUCAUCCUGGUGGUUCUGCUGCUGGUUCUGCUGCUGCUCUACCGGCGCCAGCAGAAGGUCAAGCAGAACAACACGCCCACCGUCUCCUUCUCUGCCAGCCGCACCGUCAACUCAGAAUACGCCGUUCCAGAUGUUCCACACAGCUACCAUCACUACUACUCCAACCCCAGCUACCACACGCUGAGGGACAACCGGCCGCCGCUGCCUCACCUGCCCAACAACCAUGAUCGCACCAUCAAGAACACCAACGAGCAGCUGUUGUGCAGCGUGAAGAACAUGCAGCGAGAUGGCCACGCCCUCUUCAACGCCACGCUGCCUGCAGACUGGAAACACCAGCAGGAUCGCAAAGAACCAGGAGUGUUUGGAAUGGAUCGCAGCUACAGCUACAGUGCCAGCCUUGGCAAAUAUUUCCACAAAGAACUGAAGGACGCGGCGAUGGCGAGCAGCAGCUCUCUGAACAGCGAGAAUCCUUACGCCACCAUCAAGGAGCUCCCAGAGAGCAGCUACAUGGAGAUGAAGGCGGCCGUGCCCAGAGAGCGAGCUUACACCGACAUCAGCCCAGCGCCUCUCUUCAACUCCACCUCCUUGCACAGAAUGCGGCAGAACUCUGUGGGCCACGCCCCCCUGGAGGACCCCCACAGUCACUACGACCUCCCCGUCAACAGCCACAUCCCCGGACACUACGACCUACCUCCCCUUCGCCGCCCCCCCUCCCCCAGGAGGACGCCUCAGUGAUGUCACGGCAGAACUCCAUACUGCCCCCAGGUGGAGGGCGGUAGGACUCCAUACUGCCCCCAGGUGGAGGGCGGUAGGACUCCACACUGCCCCCAAGUGGAGGGCCGUAGAACUCCAUACUGCCCCCAAGUGGAGGGCAGUAGAACUCCACACUGCCCCCAGGUGGAGGGCCAUAGAACUCCACACUGCCCCCAAGUGGAGGGCCGUAGAACUCCAUACUGCCCCCAAGUGGAGGGCAGUAGAACUCCAUACGUUGUGGGCAAGAAAAAGAGGCUUGAAAGGGAGGACAGCUGUAAUGUUUUCAUCCUCUUGAAAAAACAUGCUGAUUAGCGUUCAUGUUAGCACAUUUACUUUGAUUUCUCUUCAGCUUCCCAAAGACUUCCAAGUCUAAUGUAAAUGUGUAAUUAUGACUUUUUUUAACCAACGGUGGAUAUAUUUGUACAAGUACUUUGGAAAUCAUGCACUUUAGUUCAAAAACAAACCAAGACAGAACACAAGACAAUUAGUAACUAAUAUCAUAUCUGGCAGGGGCUGUUAUGUACUCAACUGCAGAGAAUGUCAGGCAUCUAUUAGGAGUUAGACGUUUUUAACCCCGCCUACAAUAAUCAUCACUACUUCUUGUCUCAACACUAGAGACCAAGGGUGUCUAAACUUCAUCCGCGAGGCCUGCAUACUGACGGCCAUUUUUAUAUUCUUAUAUUGUUUUAAUUGUGUAAAAAGGCUAAAAAAAAAGUUGUGUUUAAUUGUAUUCAUAUCAUGUAUAUUGUUUAAUUGUAUUCCUAUCAUGAAUAUUGUUUAAUUGUAUUCCUAUCAUGAAUAUUGUUUAAUUGUAUUCCUAUCAUGAAUAUUGUUUAAUUGUAUUCCUAUCAUGUAUAUUGUUUAAUUGUAUUCCUAUCAUGUAUAUUGGGACAAACAUUAGCCUGUGGGUCGCACGCUACACUCCCAAUUCAUCAGCUUGCUUUAGCAACUUUAUUUUCGCUAAAUUCAAUUUUCGCUCUUUUCCAGUAAAGACAAUUAUUUGAGGGCAGCACGGUGGAACAGGGGUUAGUGCCUCUGCCUCACAAUACGAAGGUCCUGAGUAGUCCUGAGUUCAAUCCCGGGCUCGGGAUCUUUCUGUGUGGAGUUUGCAUGUUCUCCCCGUGACUGCGUGGGUUCUACUCCGGCUUCCUCCCACCUCCAAAGAUAUGCACCUGGGGAUAGGCUCCUCCCACCUCCAAAGAUAUGCACCUGGGGAUAGACCCCUCCCACCUCCAAAGACAUGCACCUGGGGAUAGGCCCCUCCCACCUCCAAAGACAUGCACCUGGGGAUAGGCCCCUCCGACCUCCAAAGACAUGCACCUGGGGAUAGGCCCCUCCCACCUCCAAAGACAUGCACCUGGGGAUAGGCCCCUCCCACCUCCAAAGACAUGCACCUGGGGAUAGGCCCCUCCCACCUCCAAAGACAUGCACCUGGGGAUAGGCCCCUCCCACCUCCAAAGAUAUGCACCUGUGGAUAGGCCCCUCCCACCUCCAAAGACAUGCACCUGGGGAUAGGAUGAUUGGCAACACUAAAUGGUCCCUAGUGUGUGAAUGUGAGUGUUGUCUAUCUGUGUUGGCCCUGUGAUGAGGUGGUGACUUGUCCAGGGUGUACCCUGCCUUCCGCCCGAAUGCAGCUAAGAUAGGCUCCAGCACCCCCCGCGACCCCGAAAGGGACAAGCGGUAGAAAAUGGAUGGAUGGAUGGACAAUUAUUUGAGGAAAUACGGGAGAAAAAACACCGUCUGUCCAAUGAAUCCUUCACCUACUUGACUGUUGAUACGCCAAUCAAUGAAUCCUUCACCUACUUGGCUGUUGAUACGCCAAUCAAUGAAUCAAUGAUUCCUUCACCUACUUGGCUGUUGAUACGCCAAUCAAUGAAUCAAUGAAUCCUUCACCUACUUGGCUGUUGAUACGCCAAUCAAUGAAUCAAUGAUUCCUUCACCUACUUGGCUGUUGAUACGCCAAUCAAUGAAUCAA